AUGUCACUUGCGGAGGGUACACCAAAGCGCGGGCGCGCAACGUUGCAAGCUCGCUCAACCCGUCAACGAGCAAUCUUCCUCUCAAGAUCAAACAUCCGCCUCGCGUCCGUCCAGCUUUCGUGUCCGGAGAAGCUCGAAUUUGAAUCGGACAUUGGCCACACUGAGAACAUCGGUUCCCGAUUAGUAGACGAUCCUGCUCAUCGCAACAAUUUCGAUCUCUGGGAGCAAUUGCUGCGCUACCGGCAACGGCACUAUGGUGACAGAGGGACCUUGGAUAUAUGGGUGGCUGUAACAGAUCGAGUUGAUAGCAUGGAUCUUCCUGUUGUUGGAGCACAGGCAGAUCUCUUCUGGCAGAGCUUCAUAGACCUGGGGCUCAAACGAGAGGUCAUAAUGAGGGAGCUUGUGGAUUAUGCACAUGGACUGUGGUCGAGGACCGGAAGGCGAUGGGACAAAUUCUAUGAGAGUGUCAUUGGCGGAUUUCUCGAGCGCGGCAUGACACAGCAGGCUUCUAGCUGGCAUAAGAAACUUCAUCAUCCUCAUCUAUCGUCCCCGGAUGAUAUUGCGAAAGUCCUAACACCGGCGCUGGCACUUUCCGACGAGCCGACGAGAAUUAUAAUGGCAUCGAGUGUCAAACGACGCCCUGUGUCUCCUGGCAUCAACGCCUUCAAGAACAUAUGUCGUCUCACCGACGGCCACCAGAUAUACGAUCAUGCCAUCGGACAACUGUUGCGGGCAGAUCGGAUCGAGGACGCGUUUUCAAUGCAUACGUUCCUGAUUCAACGUCAGGACCAUCCACGAACCUAUGAGGCAAUUCAGCGCUUACUCCAAUGUGCAAAGGAAAAUAAACCGCGCAAAUUCUUUGAAAAGCUCCAGGAUUACACCAAAGAGCGCUUUCCAGCUGAAGGCGAACUGACCGGGGAUACCGAUUCGGCUAAAUCUGACGACACAAUCGAGCUGUCCAGGAAAGUUUGGCUGGAGGAGAAACCGUUCAAAGAUGAGUUUGGGGCACGACUAUUUGCGACCAAAGCCCUAGCAUUUGAGACGAUCGUGGCUGGAUUACGAAUGUUUGGUGUAAGAGCGAUCGGGCCGCAGUCAUUGCGAGAAAUGGCCAUUCGAGUGCAUGGGAGUCAGGAUCUCCUGGCCAAGUUACAGGAACUUCAGAGAGCUGGCAUCUCUAUCGGUGAUACAGUUUUUGCACGACUGAUCCGUAAAUUAGCUUCGGAAAAUCGUGACAUACUUCUGUCGGAUCUACUCCAUAGCGACCAGCAUCCCGACGUACUCGAAGAUGCACAGAUGCAAGAGUCCCUGCUUAUAUCUUAUUAUAUCGCCCGCGAUUGGCGUCCCUACAACAUGACGCUGGCUAUACUUAGCGAAAUAUCCCAUGAUGAUCCCCAAUUAUCCAACAUCCACUUUAGGAAAUUUAUCGCCUCCGGUGAAUGGGCAUCUGCAUCCAGGGUCGUGGAUGACAUCGCACUGAACAACAGGGCACUUUCCAAGGAAAGCGUGGAUUUCAUGAUCAAACAUACGCUUACUCCACGCAGACCUGGCGUCGGGCCGGCGCAAGGGACAAACUCGUCCCCUACCAACGAAGUCGCUUUCGUCCUCCGAGUUCUGCGGCGCGUCGUCCCAGCGGGCACACCUGUGUCUCCCGAGCUUUGGAUUGAAAUGCUGAAACGACUUGGCAUGACCAACGAGUGGGAGGAGCUUCGCAAUUGCUGCUUGUGGUUAGCCCAACAAUAUUCCUCUGUUGAAAAGCAGAGAAGUGCGAUGUCAGUCGUCAUGUCUUUGACUGAGGAGCCCAAAAUCAAGCAUGCUGAUCAGUCCCGCGACCAUGGUGAUUCAGUUCUACAAAAUGUCUUCGACAGAAAUAUGCAGGCAGCUAUCGUCGCCUGGGGCUUCAAAAUGCGAGUCUCUCCUGAUCCCAAUCAUAAGGGGUACUGCGCUCUAGGACUCGAAGAUCUAGUUCCUUGGGUAAGAGGCUUAGUUCUGCUACGUGAACUAGAGCAAAGCGGCAUCCAUUUGUGGACCAACCGGAUCCAACGGGCUUGCCGACACCGCUUGGCUGUUCUCUUCGGCCAACCGCGGCAGUCUAAUCGACAUAUGAACCGUAUGUUACGGCGAGAGAACCCAUACGACGCGGAGCGUGUGAUUACCGACAUCAACCGUGUUUGGAAGGAUCCAGCGUUGUUCGAUGUCCGAGAAGACGAUAUGUACCGACUGAUCAAUCCUCCUAGUUCGAAGAUGUCGCAACGCAGGACAAGGCGAACGUUGUGGAGAGAAGCAUGCUUGAAAGGAACAGCCUUCGUCGCCACUAAAUGA
Aspergillus clavatus NRRL 1 is the source of this 2319-nucleotide messenger RNA. RefSeq lists its product as uncharacterized. NCBI's taxonomy places the organism in Eukaryota, Fungi, Ascomycota, Eurotiomycetes, Eurotiales, Aspergillaceae. The transcript is spliced from 2 exons. Bases 1 to 2319 code for a protein of 772 amino acids. The record is from RefSeq and is a predicted model, not a curated record.